Messenger RNA from Cavia porcellus (domestic guinea pig), 9675 nucleotides. RefSeq names its product intraflagellar transport 25 (gene Ift25). The transcript is spliced from 5 exons. Gene Ontology annotation, cellular component: intraciliary transport particle B; centrosome; cilium. Gene Ontology annotation, biological process: intraciliary transport. NCBI's taxonomy places the organism in Eukaryota, Metazoa, Chordata, Mammalia, Rodentia, Caviidae. Bases 19 to 411 code for a protein of 130 amino acids. The record is from RefSeq and is a predicted model, not a curated record.
UGCAGGUGAAACCCUAAGAUGAAAAAAACUGAUCUCUGUUUGAGCUCUGAAGGGGCUGAAGUGAUUUUAGCCACAUCAAGUGAUGAGAAACACCCAGCUGAAAAUAUUAUUGAUGGGAAUGCAGACACGUUUUGGACCACCACAGGAAUGUUUCCCCAGGAGUUCAUUAUUUGUUUUCACAAACACGUAAAAAUCGAAAAGCUUAUAAUCCAGAGUUACUUAGUGCGGUCCUUGAGGGUUGAAAAGAGUGCAGCUCAGGAGCCGGUUGGGUUUGAGCAGUGGAUUGAAAAAGAUUUAGUGCACACAGUGGGACAGCUUCAAAAUGAGGAAAUUACGGUAUUUGAGAUUACUAGAAGGCACCACUAUGUCCAGCUCAUCUUUGGAGAAAUCUUUAAUACGGGAUUGUGGUAGAGACAAGUAAAGCAGUAGUGGGAUUAUAGCUCAGCAGUACCAGUGUCUACCUGGUGAGUGCAGGUCCUCAGUUCGAUUCCCAUUACCCAAAAAAAAAAAAAAAAAAAAAAGUAGAACUAUAAGAAAAUCUUAGCCUUUGUUUAGUUGAUUAAUGCCUAAUCUAGAGCAAAUUAUCUCCUUUGAAAAUUUAAAAGGAAAAAAUUAUUUUUUUCACAUAUUUAUUUGCUGUUUAUAUAUCUUCUGAGAAGUGUAUAUUCAUCUCAAACACUCAUUUUUGGAUUGGGUCUUUAAAUCUGGGAGGACUAAUUUUUUUGCGUUCUUUAUAUGUUCUUGAUAGUAAUCCUUUGAGGAACAGGUGGCAAACAUUUUCCACAUUUUGGGUUAUCACUUCUGUUGGUUGUUUCUCUUGCUGUGCAAAAAGCUUUUCAGUGAAAUGAGAUUCCAGUUGAUUUUUUGUGAUAUUUCCUGUAUAAUCAGGGUUUUGUUCAUAAAUUUUUUGCCUGUGCUAAUGUUUUCAAGAGUUUUACCUGCUCUAUUUUCUAACACAUUUAAUGUUUUUGUUGUAGUAUUUAGAUCUUUAAUCCAUUCCAAAUUUAGUUUAGUGCAUUGUGAAUGAUAUGGGUCCUGUUUUAAUCUUCAGCAUGUAUAGAGCCAAUUUUUCUAGCACCAUUUAUUAAAGAGGCUAUUUUUCUUCCAGUAAAUGUAUUUGGCACCUUUGUCAAAGAUAAGGUGACUUAGUAUGUCAGAAGUUGUUUCUGUAUCUUCUAAUCUAUUCUGUUGAUCUUUGGGUCAGUGGGGUAUUUUUUGUUUUUUGUUUUUUUUGUUUUUUGGGGGGGUUUUUUGCCAGUAUUGUUUUUAUCACAGUAGCUAGCUUUUAUAGUAUAAUUUGAAGUUGGGGAUUGUGUGAUGCCCUGUCUUGCUUUUCUUGGCCAGGAUUAUCUUUAUUAUUGGUUCCAGAUGAAUUUUAGGAUUGUUUUCUCUAAUUCUUGAGAUAUGCUAUUGAAAUUUUGAUUUGGAUUGUGUUAAAUUUGUAUAACAGUUUUGGAAGUAUGGCCAUUUUCACUAUAUUGGUUCUUCCUACCCAGGAGCACAGGAUAUCUCUUCUUUUUUUCUUUUUUUUUUUUUUUUUUGGUAUUGAGGAUCAAACUUGUGACUUUGAGACUUUGGGCUUGCCAGGCAGGUGCUUUUGCCACUGAGCUAAAUCUCUAGCCCUUUCUAAUAUCCUCUUCAGUCUCCUUUCUCAGGGUACUGUAGUUUCAAUGCAGAGGUCUUUUACAUCCUUGUUUGAUUGAUUUCUAGGCAUUGCAUUUUUUUGGAUGCUAUUGUAAAAGGUGUUGUUUCCCUGAUUUCUCUCUCAGUGAGUUUGUAUACAGGAAGGCUGUUGAUUUUUGAGUAUUGAUUUUGUAUCCAGCUAUGCUACUGAAUCGGCUUAUUAAAUCUAGUUUUUUAGUGGAGUUUUGGGAUCUUCUAUAUAGAGUAUCAUGUCAUCUGUAAAUAACGAUAGUAACUUCUAAAAGGAAAGAAGUAGCUAUCUGUUAUCUAUAAACAAUUAUUAAAUAAUAGUAGUAGAUUGGAGAGAGUUAUUUGCAGGGGAAAUCCUACUGAUUAAUGUGUGUUUUGUUUCUUGUCUUUUUGAGACAGAGUCUCAUUAUGCGGUUUGGGCUGGCCUUGAGCUCACUUUGUAGCUAAGGCUGGUCUUAAACUUACAAGGAUCUUCCUGCUCAACCUCCAGAAUGCUGGGAUUGCAGGCAUGUGCCACCAUGCCUGUCUUAAUGUUAAUUUUGAGCCAAGUGUAGUGGCAUAUGCCUAUAAUCCCAGUAUUCAAGAAGCUGAGGCAGGAGGAGCACUGUGAGUUCAAGGUCAGUUUAGGCUGCAUAGUAAGACCCUAUCUCAAAACAAUAACAAAAAUUGGUAUAGGCAACGAUAAUCAAUAGAUGAAACCUUAUCUCCAAGGAUUGGGCUGGAUAUAGUGAUCUAAAAAUAGAUUAAUCUGUGUAUCAGUUGACUUUUUCUAUGUUACAGACCACCCCAAACUCUGGUUUAAAACAACAAUUUCAUCUGUUCUCACAAUUCUAUAGAUCUGCUGGUAGAGUCCUUGGUUUAUUUCUGCUUGCCUGACCUCUCUAGUCAGUUGGCAUUGCAUUCUAUGUAAUGUGGGUUUUGACUGCUCUAGGUGGCCCUAAUUGAAACUACUCAUCUCUGCUAUAAAUCUUUCUUAUCCUCCAGUUGGUUAGGCCAGGCCUUUUUAGUUGGUGUCACAGCAUUUGGAAAAGCAGCACAAAAGGAGGAAGCCCCAAAGGAUACUGUUUGAGUAUCUGCUUGUAUCAGAUUUGCUCUCGUCCUGAUUUCCAGAUCUGGUUGCAUGACUGAACCUAUGUAAGGAUCAGAGAAGUCUACUCAAGGACAUGUAGACAUGGAGGUGUAGAGGAGAGGAGAGCUGUUACUGCUGCAACCUGUUACCAGUGCUGAACAUCUGAUGUGAUGCUAGGUGGAGCAUCCUGACCAACCUGUGACGUAUUUUUUCCAAAAUCAUUGGACUUGUGUUCUAGAGUUAAAUUUCCAUUUUUCAGAGAAUUCAAGAAAUAGUGGAACAAGGAAAAUGACACCACAAGGAAGUAGGUAGGCUAGCAGCCUUCAGUGCAACUCACUGAAAUGUCCAUAUCUGUGCUUCCCCUUCAUGUGGUAAAAUACACUCUUGGCCUUUGUUUGGGUAGAGCCCUGUCAUUGGCUCAAGGCCGAGUACUUGUUGCCUGAGUGAACCUUCGUAAGCUCGCUCUGCUGCUAAGAUGACUAGCAAUGUAACUGUUUGCCCAGCAUUGCACCUGCUCCCUCAGGCUUGUUCUGGGGAUGAGACUAAUGAUUAAAUGUGGGGUGGAUAUGGAGAAAGAGGGAGAAAGUAAGUUUCAUUGUUUUAACCACAGAGAUGUUAGAGUUGCUGGGUCCCAUAACAUGUAACAUAACGUAGCCUACCCUUAAUUCAUAUGCACACAAAUCUAGGAUGUCCUACAGGACAAGCAGCCUGAUUUCCUCAAUAGUUCAGCAGCAUUAAAAUGUUAAGGACAGGGCUUUGCUCUAGAUUCAAACAGACAUAAGAGCCUCUGUAAUCACACACCACACAUGGUUCUUCUUUGGAUGCUGAUUUGAACAAAUCAAUUGACUUUUUUUUUUUUUUUUUUUUUAAUCAUCGAUACCGGGGAUUGAACUCACAACCACACACUUGCAAGGCAGGCGCUUAUGCCGCUGAGCUAAAUCCCCAGGCCCAAACAAAUCAAUUGAGCAAAGACAUUUAAGAUGAGUGGGGUGUUGGAGACAUAGCUCAGUGGUAGAGCAUUUGCCUAGUGUGUAUGAGGGCCUACACUUACUCCCUAGAACACUGAAAACAAAUUGGAUAAAUUUGCUUGUGGACUAUGUUAUUACUCAUUUUGCUAGAUGUGAUACUGGCCAUCUUUGUUAAGGAAAUAUCCAUUUUUCAGAGAUGUAUGUGAAACUACGUAGAGUGAGUGAAAUGAUGUGAUAUUUGGAAUUUGCUUUAAAAUACUUAAGCAGAAUGCAGUUGGGGCAGUGGCAGCCUUGGGGCUGGGUUGUCAGUGAGAUGGCUUACCAGACUGCUCUGUUGGUGGGAAAGGGGAAAGGGGCAGGUGACGGCACUGCCCUGGAGAGAGCACAGCCAUUGCUGUUGUAGAGGCUGCAAGCUGCACGGAUCGAGGUUUUGCAGUGGAGCUCUUGUAGGUGUUCUGAUUGAAGGCUUGAAACAGAUGUGGAAAAUGUUCACUUCAGUGAAAGGGGUUGAAGAAUGGUCGUCAGUAUUUAAGACCCUGCCAAAAGCGUCUUUACCAAAUUAUGCCACAAAUUUGAAAGACCAGAGCUCUUUAGUUUCAUCUCACUAUAAAGUUAUCCAGGAGCCAUAAAGUGAGGUGCUGGAACCUGUCUGUCACCAGUUCUUUGAAUUCGAUUGCAGUAGAGAAGACCAGUUGCUUUCAUUUAUGUUGUAGUUUCUUCCUUAACUGAUUUGGUGCUAACUUGAAAUCUCAGCCAGCAGAAAUGUACAUAACAGUGGAUGCAUUGAAGCUCUUCUUCUAAGGAUUUACAAUUUAGAAAUAGUUGACAAAUAGGGACAUAGCAAAGUAUUGAGUUUUAUAGUUCCAUCUUUAUUCAAACCAUCUGUGUACCAUGACCAGUACUGGGUCCACAGCUCUGACCAAGAGUCUACUAUCCCAGCAUGGGUUGUCAAAAGCCAUGUACAGUGGACCUCAUCCUUGAAGGAAGAUGCCCACAGCCCAGAAUAGAUUUGAAGUGUUGUCAUUCCUUUAGUUGUGUUACAAUGCUGCCUUAACCUGUAUGACAAUGAUUCUCUUCAAUAACUGUGUCAAAUUUGUUCAAGAAUCUGUGUUUGUGAAUAUUUUCUAGUAUGUAAGAAAAUACAAAUAUGAGGGCCGGGGAUUUAGCUCAGCGGCAUAAGCGCCUGCCUGGCAAGCGCAAGGUCAUAAGUUCAAUCUCUGGUACCAAAAAGAAGAGAAAAGAAAAUACAAAUGUGUAAGUAGCAGGAUACCAGUUUCUUUAGGAUUCAUGAUAUGAAUAUUAACAGACAUUUAUUUUGCCUUAUUUAAUGAAGAACAAAAUCUGGCUCAAACAGCAUGGGAUAUUAUACACUUAGCCCAGCUAGAAUUAUAUGCAGAGCAGUCUAAUCCUAUAAAGGCUUCAUAGGGGCUGGGGAUUUAGCUCAGCAGCAUAAGCACCUGCCUUGCAAGCAGGCGGUCGUGAGUUCGAUCCUCGGUACCGAUAAAAAAAAAAAAGGCCUCAUGGCCUUAUGUGCCAUGAAAUCUUGUAGGAAAACACAAGUUGUAUUCAAGUUGAAAUCAUACCAACUUCCUCUAAAAUAUCAAGAAAUGCAGUAACCAGCAUGUCAAUGAGAGGUCACAAGUAGAAAAGACAUGGAAAUAUGCAAUUUAUAGGUCAAGAAAACUAAUGGGGAGACCUGAAGUUAAGGGAUUUUAUUCUAGGGCUGUCUUUAAUACUAGCCAGCUGGGUUUAUCAAGCAGUAGUCAUACUUGCAAUAAUAGCACAAGUACAGGAAAGAACCAGAGACCAUCAGGAAGAAGAAGAACUGGAGGAAAAAAAGAAACUACAGAGGAAUGUUGCAAAGAUCACUUUUCUCAAAAACAAACUCAGAUAGCCCAAGGUGAGAAUCUUGAGCUGCUUUCUUUGAAGAGACUAACCCUAACCACCAGCCAGUCCCUACCUAAGCCUACCAGCCACAGUUUGGCUGCUGCAGCAGCAACUGCAUUUGGUAAAUCCUUUGAACAAGUCAGUGGUGUCUCAGUCCCACAUAACCCAUCAUCUGCCACAGGUUAUGGGACUGGGACAAAUGCCACUAGGUUUUCUGCUUGUAAUCUUCAAGAAGAAAAGCUUGUUUAUAUUUCAGAAAGGACCAAACUUCCAAUGAAGUAUCAGACAGUUCAAUGGAGAUCUCUUAGUAUUAAUCUGUCUGCAGAUUAAUUCAUAACAUUCUGUCUGUAUUCUCUGUUUUAUUUUUCUCCUUUUCUUGAGUUAGGAUCUGGAGGCAGCCUACCCAUGUUCUGAACUUGGAGAGUUCUUGUCUUCACUCAUCUUUCCAAUCAUUGUAGUUCAACUUAAAUGUUUUUACUUAGGGAUGUCCGACAUGCUGUGUAAGAUGAGAGCCGUGUAGGGCCCUGUCUCAUGUGAGUGUAGUGGAUUGAGGUUCACCUGGUAGGUCCCACCCCUGAAAGAGACAGCUUACAGCUACUGUUUCUCUUUAUUUAAGGGGUAUAGCAUGUUUAUUGUCUCUGCCUUGGUAGUGUUAGCUCCAUAAGGGUUGCUUUAGUGUUUGUCUAAAGAAUGAGUCAAUGUUGUUUAUUGACCUGUAUGUCCACAUUUCCUUACACUGUGAGAUUUUUUUUUCUUUUACAUAUUUUCUUUCUUCUUUUUUUUUUUAAUUUAAGGAGAAAAAGAAAAAAAAAGGAUACAAGUAAUACAAAAUUUAAAAAAUAAACAGUAAGAAAUCUCUAGUUAAUAGAUUACAUAUUCUCACCUUAGAAAUAGUUGUUCAAGUUACAAAAUUAAAGCAUAUAAAGUGGACUUUCAAACAGUGAGAAUGCAAACAGUUUUGUUCAAUGAUCCAAAAAAACUCAGUAAUAUGGUUAUCCAUCCUACACACUCAAACAUAUAUGCAGUUAUAACCUUUAGAGCACCUUCAUUUCUUUUCUUUUGUACAAUGACAAUUACACAUUUUGGGUUUUAUUACUCCCACAGUUCUUAUUACUUUUUUUGAAGAGAGUAAAACCAAAUGCGACAUAUCAGAACAGAGUCAGUCAAAUCAAAAGGAUGGACAUAAUAGAUAAUGUAAAAACAAAAUGCAAGGUGAUCAACAAAGGUUACCAUACUGCCUCUUGCUAUCUUAAGAAGAAUUGCCUAAAUCAUCAGUUAUAAUAAAAUUGAACAAAACAGUAAAAAUACAGCCAAAACAUUAGAGACAUUACAGGACUUUUAAAAGAAGAUAAUAGUCAACCAGAAUGGGCGUCUUAAUGAAUCUUAUUGUCUUCACAGUUGUUGCCUAUACUUUCGAACUUGGUACUAUCAAGGAAAGCAGAAUACGGGAAAAUCAGUCAAAACAAGAUAGUGAGGGCAAUACACGGUUUCAAAUCAAGUUAAUAGGAAAUCAAAGUAGGUUACUAUAAUGUAUCCUACUAUUUUUUAUUUAUUUUUCCCUUAAUUAAAAAGAUAAUAAAAAGUAACUAAUUUUAAAAAGGGGAGGGAUUGAGAUAAAAGAGGGCAUAACAACAGAAUAGCGCAGAUCAAAACAUAACCAUUUAAGCAAAAUAGUGUUUCACCUCAAGAUAUCCUGACAUAAAAGUAGUUACCAUAGUGACUCUUGCCUUGAAAGCUUUGAAUAUAACUUCGUAUACUAUAGCACCAAACAUAUCAAGACACUGUAAAACCAUUCAAGAUAAUGACAUUAUUACAGUAUAUUUAGAACCAGCUAACAGAAAAUGAACAAUGGUUUCUGUAUAAUCUCCUUGUCUACAAAAGUUUUUGCUUAUGUUAUCACAUAUAAUAAAAUCCAAUAAGAUACAACCUGUUAAGACCGAUGGAGACAGAAGAAUACAAGCUUGAUGGGACUUCAAAGCAAGAUGAUACUAAAUCAGCACUAGCUAUUAUGAUGUCUUGUUUUCUCCAAAAUAGCUGUUCCUACCAUCCAACCUUCUCUGCCUCAUUUCUGUUGAGAUCUUUUUCUGUUGUUUGUUGUCAGUGUGUCUUCUUCAUUUCGCUUUUUGCUCCAUUCAUUGUGACCUCUCUGCCAUUAUUUCUGGAAUCUUGGUAUUUUCCUUUUUUAGAAUGUCCUACAGUAUUCUCUGUAGAGUUGAAUUGGUGGUUGCAAAUUCCCUUAGUUCCUCUUUGUCCUGGAAGCACCUUGUUUUUCCAUCAAUUUCUAGGGACAGUUGUGCAGGAUAUAUCAAUCUUAGCUGGAGGUUAUUAUCUUUCAAAGCUUGAAUUAUUUCCCCCCACGCUCUUCGUGAUUUGAUGGUUUGUGCCGAGAAGUCUGCUGUAAUUCUGAUGGGUGUUCCCUUAUAAGUGAUCUGUUUCUUGUCUCUGACGGCUGUUAAUAUUCUGUUCUUAUAUUGGAUUUCUGGAAUUUUGAUUAUUAUAUGCCUGGGUGUAGCUGUGUUUGGGUUGUAGGUGGCUGGGGUCCUGUAUGCCUCCUACAUCUGAGUAUCUUUACCUUUUGCUAAAUUAGGGAAAUUCUCUUGGAUUUUUUUUUGUGUGUGUGUCUUUUUCCUUUUUAUCAGUACCGGGGAUCGAAGUCACGAUUGCCUGCUUGCAAGGCAGGCGCUUAUGCCGCUGAGCUAAAUCCCCAGCCCCUUCUUGGAUUAUUUUUGUGAAUAGCUUUUAUAGUCCAUUUGUUUGUGUCCCUACUUCUUCUUUUAUGUUCUUAAUUCUUAAGUUAUAGAUCCUGUUAUCAUCUUCUAGCCUUUGUAUUAUUGCUGUUUGUUUUUAAGAAGUUUUUCAUUUCAUGCUCCCAUAUUACAAAUCUGCCCUCCAGUUCAGAUAAUCUUUCCUUAGUUUCUUUCAAGCUGUUAUGCCAGCUUUCGAUAGAGUUUUUAGUUUCCUGGUAAUCUCUUUGAACCUGCUUCACGUAUUCUGUGAAUUUUUUUUUUUAACCAGUACCAGGGAUUGAACUCAUGAAUACAUGUGUAUUUCUCUAUUUUCUCCAUCAAACAAUUCUCCCCUUUUUUUCUCUGUUCUUCCAUUCCACCAUCUGUUUUUUCUUGGGCGGUGCUUAGCAUUUCUCUAACUAUUCUACUUACAUCUUGCUUCAAGUCGUUAAUAACUUCAUUCCUGAACUCGUCUAUGAGGCUUUGGAGAUACUGCUUUAUGUCUAUUGGUGCCAUGUCUGCUAUUGCAUGUUUCUCAGGAUUGGGGACUGAGGACCCUUUCUUGUUGUUCCCUCUUCCCAUAUUUUUUGUUCCUGCUAUACAAGUGUAUAUAGGAGGCCCAGUUUCUUUCUUUGUUGGUUACAGUUUGUUUGAAUUGCGCCGGCUAGGUGUUCCCGCCCACUGCAGUGUACGAGGGAGAAACAGACCUGGGUAGCCUCUGCUGGGCCUGCCCCUCCAGGUCAACCUACCGAAGGCUUCACUGCUAGGGUGCACCUCCAGGCGCUGGGACCUGGUUUGGGCUAGCCUACUGGAUCUUAAGUUCGCAGCAUCACCCAGGCCAGGCACUCCCCAUCAAUCCCGCUUGAGAGUGGAAUAUUCCACUAAGGACACUGCACCGUCCUGUUCCGGCUAGUCUGCCCGGUCCCAAUAUGUUCUUUGCUGAAGCCUCCUACUCUGUGGAAGGGUCCCUGAUCUGCUCACUCACUGCAGGUCUAUGCAGGGCCCCCGGCCAGUCCCACUCUCAACUCCAUUCACUGCUUCCCACUCUCAGAGCUUUUGCACCUCUCUUCUUGUCGUGCUGAUUGGGACACAGCAGCAGCUGCCGGAAAUUCAAAUCAUGGCUUCCAGUGGUGCGGGCUCCAGCUUCUGCGCUGAGACCUUAUCUGUUCCUGUUAUAACAUCAGGAUUGUGUUUCCAGUUGGCUUCUCUUAGUUUAGUUCGUUCCUGAGUCGGCGGGGUGUAACUCCCCUUGCUUGGGACUUCUUGCCUGGCACCAUUCCUGGAUUUUAAGUGUGAUUUCUCAGAGAGCCUCUGAAGCUGCUGCUACCUAUCUGCCAUGUUCUCCCAGAAGUUUUUUUUUUUUUUUUUUUUU